GAAAGAAGCAAGCGACAUGAUGAAGACGGCGGCGCGCUGGUGAACUAUUCUGCUGUUUUCGAGGAAGCAACACUUGUGAGAGAGUGAUGGAUGAUGUAGACAGUGGUCUUUCUGACUUCAUUUACUCUGUGCUGCCAAAUUCAAGUUCAAAUGACCUGCUGUUAGAGGCUCUUCAGACCUUGGGUGUGGAAACCGUGGAAGAUUUAAAAUAUGUCCAGGAGGCAGAUCUUGUUAAUACCCUCAGGCCAAUUGAAGCUCGAAAAUUGAUUGCGAGAUUUAAAGCUUUUUCUGAAAAGGAUGCCAAAGAGAUUCCUGAUCUGCCUACCAGAGCUGAGCCAGAAAGAUGUAUAAGCACACACACAGGAACAAUGCCAUGCAGAGACCAUCCAUCUACAAAUGAAUACAGUGCAGUUCAUUCCAACUCUCCAUAGUCUUCCUCAAGCUCAAGUGAAGUCUCAACUCCUCAUAGAAAUACUCCAGUGAAUAACAACUGGCACUUCAAUUUUGAGAUACCCUGGAGUAAAAUGCCGUCAGAACUUACCAGAAAGCUCGAAAAUAAAGAGCGGCCAACAGGACGUGAAAGACGUGAAAUGAUUCGCCUGAUGUUAGGAGAGAUUCUAACCAUCUGCCCUACACCAGGGAAGAAACAUCUAUGUGAAAUUGCCAGGAAGAUUGUUUCAAGAUAUCCUCUGUCAUUUAGAGAUGUCAUUGAAGAUCAAGUUGUUGGUAGUGGUUAUGACUCCCUUACCAAGCAGCUGCAGGCUAGACUUGACAACAUGAAAAGAGGGAAAACCUCACUUUACCUGAAAAGACAGACAUUCAGUGCAAGUGAGGGAGAAGACCCACCUUCCAAGAUAAGAAGAGUGGAUACAUAUGGUUGCACAAAUUGGCAAGCAAAACGGCUGCCACCGGGUGAAACUGAGGAGACUCAGAAAUGUGCACAAGAAGAAUUAAAGAACAUGCACAAAAACAAAAGCAAGAACGCCAAAAGUAUUCAAGAAAAAAUGCUGGCUACUUUCUACACUCAGAGAAGCGACAUAAGUAGAAUGGAAACCCCUGUUUUGGUAAAAGAGUGGCCAUAUCUGUUUGAGAUGUGCGGGAUAAUGGUCCACUUCAAAGAGCUAACAGAUAUGGAUGUUGACAGAGGAGCCAUCUCAAGUAAAUGUGAAAGAGUCAUUUCAUAUCUCAUGUCCCAUGACAAGAAGAACAGCAAAAUAGAGGGCAUCCUAGAAGGCAUUGAAAGUGCCAAAGCGAAGCAUCUAGAUCCUUAUCUUCCUGGAUGUGUGAUGCUGCUUCUGAAACAUUUCAGUGAAGAUCAGGCCAAGAUGUUUGUGAUGGUUGAUGAGACGUGUCUGCCAUCUGAAGUUGAUCAACUGCCCAAGCACGCCUUGCGUCGUUGUGUGUGGGAGUUCUCCCCUCACAGCUGAAAACUUGAUGAUUGCUGUGGACCAGACCAUCGUGAAAGAUGGGGUUACAAAUUGUGGUGAUGCCCUUGUAAUGAUGUUUGUAUCCUACUACUGCCU
Messenger RNA from Paramormyrops kingsleyae, 1523 nucleotides. Lineage: Eukaryota; Metazoa; Chordata; Actinopteri; Osteoglossiformes; Mormyridae. The record is from RefSeq and is a predicted model, not a curated record.